Trachymyrmex cornetzi is the source of this 2836-nucleotide messenger RNA. RefSeq lists its product as uncharacterized. The transcript is spliced from 11 exons. Bases 278 to 2788 code for a protein of 836 amino acids. The record is from RefSeq and is a predicted model, not a curated record. Lineage: Eukaryota; Metazoa; Arthropoda; Insecta; Hymenoptera; Formicidae.
UUUUUAAAAUGGGCGUCCACGUUUGAGAUUCACAUGUCAUGUCAUAUGCUGCCUUUUGUUUACGUCCGAAAACGCGCGACGUCAGCGACAGAACGCGAUAUUCAUCGAACUAUGAUUUCGAGUACCUUUUGAAGAAACAUCUCCACCGAGUUCUGAGACGCACCUGCAUUUUAGAUACACCCGACGAUAAAUUUUUAAAAGGAAACAAGUUGACAUAUCAACGUCUCCGGUGAAGUGAACUUAUUGGGAUCUCUUUGCGAAAUAUUUUAGUGCGAUAAUGGAGAAAUAUCAGCAUAUGAGAGCGUUUAUAUCGGCAGCCUUAGAAUAUACCAAGCACCCCAGCGAAAACGUAAUCUCUGCUAUACAAAGAAGUCUUGGAGUGAUUAGUGCAUCACUGGACCUGAGUAUAUUUGAUCCUGGGACUAGUGUAGCUGCGGAGUUCUACGUGAGUCUGUAUGAACUUAUGAACUCCAUAGGAUCACGAUCCACUUUAAUCUGGAGUGCUGUGGAUGUUUUGCAAAACGCUUGUCGGAAUGUACCUGCUAGACAGUCACUUAUUCAUAUAUAUAAAUUUGCACCGAUAUUAGCAAGAUUAUUGGAGGUGAAUCUGACAACUGAAAAGAGGAUACGAGUAUUGAAACUAUUACAAGAAUUAACAUACGGAAUCAAAAUCUCGUGGCAAGAGACUCAGCUUCCAUAUUUAAUUUCCACAUUAACUCAGUGGGUAGUACAAUCAAAAGAGGAAGAGAUUAUCUCUCUAUCUUUAGGUGUACUGGUAAAUCUAUGUUAUAAAAAUCUUCCGGCAGUAUACACGCUGAUGCGAACCGUCAAUACUAAAGCAUUUAUUAGAACGUUAGUGAAAUUACAAGAUCAUGUCAAUACUAGUGUACAAUGUUGCAAGUUAUUAAUUAUAUUGGAGCCAAGUAACACGAGCAUGUAUGAAAAAUAUAUCACAGAUUUUGCAUCGGUAACGUUUAUUAAUCUGGGAAAAGCGAUGAAACAAAAAGAUGUUUUAUUAUUGAGACAUAUCAUUGACUUUUUUAACGAUAUUGGACAAAACGAACAUUGGCGAAACGUUCUACUCACAUAUUCGAACUAUGGCAAAGAUAUUGAAAAUAUAUUGGCCACUUUGGAAGAGAAUACAGAUCCAGAAUGUGUCGCUCUCAUGAUGGAAUUUUUAUUAUUAUUGGUGAAGCUGAAAUUAACUGCCAUAACGCCUUUGUAUCCUGCAUGUAUAAAAUCAGCUAUGACAUGGGUACCUGUGGAACAGGUAUGUUCAAAAGCUUUAGCACUUAUACGGAGCAUAAUAAUUGAUUCCCGACGCACCAGAACCUGUGCUGAAGUUUUAACAGAGAUGGAUCCGUCUGUCCUAAUGCUUAUAACGAAUCAGGAGGACGAAGUUAACGAUCAAAGUGAAGAUCAAACCGCGGAAAUGAAGCAAGCCGAAUUGAUGCAGCUGUUUCAAGAAAUGAUUAAAACUCCUGCGCUGAAAAAGAAAAUUAUGAGCUCAUUCAACGAACAUGCAAUGCGCAAACAGUUCAAUCAUGUGCUGAAUAAUGAAUUUUCUGCCUGUGGAGAUUGGACCAGAAACUUUAUGCAGAAUGCUUCUACCAACCUUUACAUUCACGCCUUAGCCUUGACAGCAGAUUUGGCAGCGAAUCAUUCCAACUGGUUAACUCUAUAUUCCGAAUUGCUCAGUAAAAAACAAAUACAAAUGAUAAUAGCGCUAGCAUUAUUCACCGGUGAUGCAGAAGUUAAGCACAAAGCCUUGCAGUUGACAUCAUCGAUUGGAUUUCCACAAGAAUGUGUUUCCGCAGUGGCACUUUGCAUGAAAGAAUUAGAACCAUUGAUAUUGGUUCAAAAUACCAAUAACAAUAUAUUGGAGAUCUCGAGUAAAGUAUCCUUAAAUUAUAUCGGGAACGAAUUGGCGCCGUUAUUUUCCUUCGGGCAAGAAGAACGCCUCGAUACAUUUUUAACUAAACUCGAAUCAAAUCAAAUUAGUGAUAUUCCAACGUCCGCGGUCAUGGAAUUAUAUGAAUAUAAGUUAGCAACGAUGAGACAUUCUGAAAGGGCAAUGCGGUCAAGUUUAGAAGCAGCAAAUAAUCAUGCUACUAGUCUACAACACAGAUUAGCACAAGUAGUGGCUGAGUCUAGUAGAUUACAUCAGUUAUUAUUUGAUACCCAGCAAUCUUUGGAAGGAACAAAAGCGGAAAAGUGUGCAUUAACGGAAAAAUUUAUCGAGAAGGAAAAUCAAUCUCACAAAGCGCUUUCGUUAAAAAAAAAAGAGAAUGAAUCCUUGAAAAAAAUUGUAGCCGAAAAGUCGACAAAUUUAGAGAAUUUAAAUGAAAAACUGACACAGUGUACAAAAGACUUAGAAGAUAGUAAUAACAAAAUUGAUAUACUAACCAAAAAAAUCAAAGAAUUAGAUAAUGAACUUUUAAUUGCUGAAGCUAAGGCUACAGAUAUGAGCAAUAAAAAUCAUGAAUUAAGUAAACUUUUACAAAAAAUGCAAGAUUCCCUUAGCAAAAAAGAACAGAUCUUAGAGAAAAAAAGUGCAGAGAUAGAAGCAAAUCAAAGUGAUAUAUCUGCGCUUAAGCAAGAAAUUGAACAAAUGAAGCAAAUACUACAGACCUCUGAGCAAACCAUAUCAGAAAAAGAUAGAAAUAUUCAAAGAAUGAAAGGGGAAUUGAAAGAGUUAAGCCGUAUGCGGGAUAUGAUCUUCGAGCUUACUGCUAAAAACAAAGAUGAUCUCAAUUCAAAACUUUUUAUAUAUCCAGACAAGAUAUAACUGGAUUAAUAAAAUGGAGCAAAAUGGGGAGGUGAAAAAUGUCAAUCA